Ectocarpus sp. CCAP 1310/34 is the source of this 1168-nucleotide messenger RNA. The record is from the annotation of a GenBank genome assembly. NCBI's taxonomy places the organism in Eukaryota, Phaeophyceae, Ectocarpales, Ectocarpaceae.
GGAGGGAGGGGGAUGGUCCUUUGUUGUGGCUAUUGCUCAGGCCUGCCUGGAAACUGGAAACCAACAUGGGAGGUUGCGCGUUUGGAUCCUCCGGGGAUCUAUCUUGUGCCGUGGCGGUGGUCCUUCUUUUCGCCGAAGCAUCUCUUGUGGUAAAAGCCCCGCAGGAGAGGUGCCCCAGCAGACACGCGCCACGGAGAGCGCCCGUACCCUCUCGUUGUUGUUUCUGCUGGUCGGACGGCUGAAUCUAGCGAAAACGCUGGCUCACGCGCUUGGAUUAGGGGACUCAUCUGCUGCCGAUCGGCGGAGGGGAAACGAGGAACCAGUGUCAGUGGGAAGCACAGCGGGCACCGAGUACACCGACGCGAGACAGCAGAAGACGAAUAGAGGCGCGCGGAUUUCCUGCUGAGUGGUGACAACUGGCCAGUGCUAUAAUUGCGCUCUUCACCCGUGCUCUUUGUCGGCACUGCUGAGUCGCGUGCUUGGAUUUGCUUGAAAAGGGCAGGAGACCUUUGUGUGUAUCGAAAGUAGGCGUGUGUGUGAGAUGGGCGGGCCUUGCAGCUUGGGAAUAUAUGGACGGAGAGCCACCGGGAUGCCAAGGAUUGGAUGCGAGAGGUGGUGGUAUUUGCCCGCCUACGUGGGCCACAGGACCUUCAGGAUGGGAAACAACACAGACAUCGAACUUCAAGAGCCGGCUCCCGUCGUCCACAACAUCUCCGAUAGCGACACAGACAGAAAUGGAGGAACCGGCGCCCGCCUUCCACGCAGCCGAUGCAGAGGUGGCACAGACUGACCGCCGCCGCCGCCGCAACAGCAACGGCGGUCCCGUGGGCCCCCUCAUUCGUGCAUGGGCCAAGCACACCAGGAGGCUGAGCGACCACCUCGCCCCGGCCGUGUCGUGCAAGCUCGCGACGUGUCGCCUCCACGACCAUAUGGAGGGUCCUUGAUUUCAUGGAAUGGGAAUAUGCUUUCGUGUUCUAUUGUUGCAGUCUCUCUUGGGUAUUUCUUGCUCUAAAUGCAGAUUUUAUUGUCUCGCCCGUUAUUGCAAGAGUUUUUUCUUGAAAACGGGGAAGCGAUUGGCUUGACCAGCGGUGUGCGGUACGCGAGUUUCGUGUUGACGUUAAACUAGCCCCCACCAUUUCCACGCACUGGCACUUUUUAUCACGUUCCA